Molecule: messenger RNA, 1362 nt
Organism: Hansenula ciferrii
Lineage: Eukaryota; Fungi; Ascomycota; Saccharomycetes; Phaffomycetales; Wickerhamomycetaceae
Gene: HSP42
Product: heat shock protein HSP42
Exons: 1
Coding region: 1-1362 (453 amino acids)
Source: RefSeq, a predicted model, not a curated record
AUGAGCAACCCAUUAGCUGAAAUCCUUUAUGCUUUAGCAAACCCAGAAUCUGAACAAAGUCAAGCUUAUCGUUCAGGUCAAUUUGGUGGUCAACAAAGACCUCAAUAUUAUCGUCAACAAACUCCUCAACAAUUUGCAUUUUAUUCACCAUAUGAUGAAGAAGAUGAAGAAGAUGAUUAUGGUUAUUAUCCUUAUAGAGAUUAUUAUUCACCAUUUGGCCCUCAAUUUGGUGGUGGUAGUCCUUUCCCAUUUGGUGGCGGAUAUCCAUUACCUCAAGGUUUCCCAUCUCAACAGUCAAGACAAUCAGUUCAACAAUCUCAAGGUCAAAAUCCAAGAGCAGCAAGAGAUUCAAAUGCCAAUUUAUCUCAACAAAAUCAAAGACAAUCUGUUACUGAUAUUUUGAGUUUUUUGAAUAAUCGUGGUGGUCCAGCUGCAAGAAGACAAAGUGAUGCAGGUGCUGAUUUAGAUGCUGAAAUUGCUGCUGCUUUAAGAAAAGAAUUACAAGCUAAAGAAGGUGAAUUUGUUGGUAGAUUAGAUAGACAUCCUUCUGAAGUUGCAAUUUUAGAAGCAUUAAAAGGUGAUAUUGCUAAAUUAGAAGGUAAAGAUCAAUUUGAAUCUACUCAACCUGAUAUUAAAGAAGAAUCUGAACAACCUGAUGAUAUUGAAGAUGAUGAUGAAGAAGGUACUGGUACUGGUACUAUAAAUUUCUCUGCAAAAUCAAGUUCUGUUCAACCUCCACCAUCAUUUUUCCCUGGUAAUCAUAAUGGAGCAAAUCAAACUCCUGAUACUACACCAUCAGGUGCCAAACAAUCAGUUUCAGGUCCAACUGAUACCAAAGGUUCUAAACCAAUUAUUAAUACUCCAAUUUCAAAUCCAUUAGUUAGACAUCAUACAAAUAAAGUUUCUAAGGAUCCAAAACCAAAAAUUGAAGUUUCAAAUCGUAAUGUUAAGAAUCCAAAAUUACCAUAUACACCAUCAGUUAAUAUUUAUGAUUCAAAAGAUGAAUAUAAUGUUGUUUUAGCAAUUCCAGGAGUUUCAUUAAAAGAUUUAAAUAUUGAUUUCCAUCCAACAACAAAUGAAAUUAUAAUUCAAGGUGAUGUUAAUAAUAUCGUACCAUUUGAUGAUAAAGAUUUAAAACAUUCAGAAAUUAGAUCAGGUUCAAUUGAAAGAAGAGUUAAAUUCCCAACUUUACCAAAAAUUGAUGAUGAAAAAAUUAAAGCUAAAUAUUUGAAUGGUUUAUUAACUGUUAAAAUUCCAAAAGAUAAUGAUGAAACUUUGAAAAAACCAAAAAGAAAAGUUACUAUUGAAGAUGUUCCUGAUGAAGAAUUAGAAUAUGAAGAAAAAGGUGGUAUUGUUAAUUAA